Messenger RNA from Funneliformis caledonium, 138 nucleotides. NCBI's taxonomy places the organism in Eukaryota, Fungi, Glomeromycota, Glomeromycetes, Glomerales, Glomeraceae. The record is from the annotation of a GenBank genome assembly.
AUGGCAUCCGGCAUUCCAUUUCUUCAUCAACUUGGAUUCAGAUGUACUAGCCCUACUCUCGAGAAGGAUAAAGAAGAUAUCUCAUCCGGCGUUCCAUUUAUGACACUUUCUGACAUCAAAAUGUACUUGCCCUACUAG